AAAUAAAUUUUCGUUCACCGACAAGUGACGCUAGCAAAACACAAAUCAAUCGAAUUUCCAGCUUUGGGAAAUUUUUAAAGAAAGUCGGUACUUCAAGCCACUGAUUCAGAAAACGGCACACCGGAUCUCCGCCAUUCGCCGUCGUUUUGAAGCGUUUCUCAACCAUGAAACUUCUCGGCCAUGUCGAUUCCCUCAAAAGCCAAACGUCGAUCAAAUUCGCGGCCUUUAUUUUUAUUUCCGUCGCUUCCUUUUACUUAGGCAAACACUGGUCCGACGGUUCCCGCCAACUUAUCUUCUUCUCCCGCCAAUCCCCUUCUGGAACGACGUCGUAUUCACCUUCCAUCGCUCUUUCUCCUAAUCUCAAUAAAGAAUUCAAUGUCUCCGCUCUCAUUGACACUCCGGAACCUCCUCGUUCAGCUAAAAGCGAAGGAAAGUGGGCGUCGGGGUCUUUGAAAGCUCCGCCUCCACCUCCAGAGUUCAAGAUUUACGGGAUCGUAGAUGAGAAUGGUACAAUGUCGGAUAAGUUUGAGAUCGGGGAGUUUGAUACGGAUUUGGUGGAGAAUUGGGAUAACGGAGCGGAGAUUGAGGCGGAAACGGGUAAAGAGGAUGUUAGGUCUACCUUUAGGGUGAAGAAGUUUGGGUUUUGCGGAGAAAAUAUGAGAGAGUAUAUACCGUGUUUGGAUAACGUGGAAGCGAUUAAGAGGCUUAAAUCGACGGAGAGAGGGGAGAGAUUUGAACGGCAUUGCCCGGAGAAAGGGAAAGGAUUGAAUUGCUUGGUUCCAGCUCCAAAAGGAUAUCGCCCUCCGAUCCCCUGGCCUAGGAGCCGCGAUGAGGUAUGGUUCAACAAUGUUCCUCAUACACGUCUAGUAGAAGACAAAGGUGGCCAAAAUUGGAUUUCUAGAAAAGGGAAGGAUAAAUUCAAGUUUCCUGGAGGUGGCACACAGUUCAUACAUGGGGCAGAUCAAUACCUGAAUCAGAUUUCUAAGGUGGUCCCUGAUAUUACAUUUGGACAUCAUAUUCGGGUUGUUCUGGAUGUUGGAUGUGGUGUGGCAAGUUUUGGUGCCUAUUUGAUGUCACGGAAUGUUAUAACCAUGUCUAUUGCUCCCAAAGAUGUCCAUGAAAACCAGAUUCAAUUUGCACUUGAGCGUGGAGUGCCUGCAAUGGCAGCCGCAUUUGCAACUCGCCGUUUGUUGUACCCAAGUCAAGCCUUUGAUUUGAUACAUUGUUCUAGAUGUCGUAUCAAUUGGACUCGUGAUGAUGGAAUUUUGCUUCUUGAGGUCAAUAGAAUGCUCAGGGCUGGUGGAUAUUUUGCUUGGGCUGCCCAGCCAGUUUACAAGCAUGAAGAAGCCCUUGAGGAACGGUGGGAAGAGAUGCUUAACCUUACUACUCGCCUCUGCUGGAAUCUUGUAAAGAAGGAGGGAUAUAUUGCUAUAUGGCAGAAGCCCUUGGACAACAGUUGUUAUUUAAGCCGUGAAGCCGGGACUAGUCCUCCUUUGUGUGAUCAAGAUGAUGACCCAGAUAAUGUUUGGUAUGUUGACCUGAAGGCCUGCAUUAGUCGACUUCCUGAGAAUGGAUAUGGUGCAAAUGUUGCUCCUUGGCCUGCUCGUCUGCAAAUUCCACCUGACAGGCUGCAGAGCAUACAAAUAGAUUCAUAUAUAGCCAGAAAAGAGCUCUUCAUGGCAGAAUCAAAAUACUGGAAUGAAAUAGUGGAUAGCUAUGUCCGUGCUCUUCAUUGGAAGAAAUUUCAACUGAGAAAUGUAUUGGACAUGAGAGCUAGCUUUGGAGGAUUUGCGGCCGCGAUAAUUGAGAAUCAACUUGAUGCUUGGGUUCUAAACGUGGUCCCUAUUAGUGGGCCCAAUACCUUGCCUGUUAUUUAUGAUCGUGGAUUAAUAGGGGUCAUGCAUGACUGGUGUGAACCAUUUGAUACAUACCCAAGGACCUAUGAUUUUUUGCAUGCAGCAGGCCUCUUCUCAAUUGAGAGGAAAAGGUGCAAUAUGUCUACAAUCAUGCUUGAAAUGGACCGGAUAUUGAGACCUGGUGGACGUGUAUACAUACGUGAUUCUCUGGAUGUUAUGGAUGAACUUGAAGACAUUGCAAAAGCCAUGGGUUGGCGGCCAACUCUACGUGAUACAUCCGAAGGUCCUCAUGCAAGUUACAGGAUCUUGACAUGUGACAAGCGUCAUGGUUGAACAAAUUGGAACUUUAAGUAUUAUGUGUGAUGUUUAGUAAUGCAAAUUGGAAAGAUAAUUCGAGAAGCGCAGUCAUUUGCAAGCGAAAGAAAGAAGCUUGUGUAUCGAAAUUUGAACUGCAGAUAAGAGGAUUGAAGGAUGCAAGUCAUGGAACGGGGGGAUGCUUAUAAUUGGUGUGCUGUGUGCUACAGACAAGGAUGAUGUCCUGGGGUGAAAGGUAGACACUUUUCUAACUUAAUUGUAACAUAUACGGUCAUUGUAGGUGCAUUUUAUUUUUCUCUAGGCAGUAGGAGCAUUAUUUAGACUCCAAUGUGACUGUUCAGUUUUUCUUUUUUCUUUUUUUAAAUAAUGAUGUAUUUAGAGAAUCAUAAUUCUUAUCUGAUUGUGGGUAAAAAAGUUAAAACCCAUUAUUCGAUUUACCGUUAGUUAAAAGCCAAUUUGGUAAUUUUAAAAA
Messenger RNA from Gossypium raimondii (Peruvian cotton), 2643 nucleotides. RefSeq names its product probable methyltransferase PMT11. The record is from RefSeq and is a predicted model, not a curated record. The transcript has 9 exons. Gene Ontology annotation, molecular function: methyltransferase activity. NCBI's taxonomy places the organism in Eukaryota, Viridiplantae, Streptophyta, Magnoliopsida, Malvales, Malvaceae. The coding region runs from base 165 to 2189 and encodes 674 amino acids. Gene Ontology annotation, cellular component: endosome; trans-Golgi network; cytoplasm.